AUGGUUGUGGCAUUGCUUUUUAAAUUUAAAAAAAAAAUAUAAUAUUAUAAUAUUUAAUUUAAUGUCAUUAUAUUAUCAAUUAAAAGUGAAUAGAAUAGAACCAAAAUGAAAAAUAGAAUUCAAAAACCUUAAAAUUCAAAUCAAUAUUUACUUGUAAAAUAAUUGAAGAGCAGAAAUAUAUAUAUAUCAAUUUAAUACUUUGAAAGUGAAGCAUCUUGA
This is a messenger RNA of Paramecium sonneborni, 219 nucleotides long. NCBI's taxonomy places the organism in Eukaryota, Ciliophora, Oligohymenophorea, Peniculida, Parameciidae. The record is from the annotation of a GenBank genome assembly.